GAAAAAAUGUUCAAACAACUCUUCACAACUUCAUUCAAAACUGCAGCUCCACAAAACUAUUUUUUAAAACAAUUCUGCACCACAAAUACCUAUCAAUAUAUUAUUGCUGAAAAGAAAGGACGUGUUGGUCUUGUUACAUUAAAUAGACCAAAAGCUUUAAAUGCACUUUCAGAUGGUUUAAUCAGUGAAGUUAAUAAUGCAGUUAAAGUCUUCCAAGAUGAUAAAGAUGUUGGUUCAAUUAUUAUUACUGGUAGUGAAAAAGCAUUUGCUGCUGGUGCCGAUAUUAAAGAAAUGGAAAAAGUUACUUAUUCCGAUGCUUACAAUAAAGAUUUAUUAGCUCAAUGGCACGAUCUCACUAAAACCCGUAAACCAAUUAUCGCUGCAGUUAAUGGUUAUGCUUUAGGUGGUGGUUGUGAACUUGCUAUGAUGUGUGAUAUGAUCAUUGCUGGUGAAAAGGCUGUAUUUGGACAACCAGAAAUUAAAUUAGGUACCAUUCCAGGUUGUGGUGGUACACAACGUUUAAUCAGAGCCAUUGGUAAAUCAAAAGCUAUGGAAAUGAUUUUAACUGGUAAUAAUAUGAAUGCUCAUGAUGCUGAAAAAGCUGGUUUAGUUUGCAAAGUCGUUCCACCAGAAGAACUUUUAUCAGAAGCCACCAAAAUUGCUGAAAAAAUUGCCUCAUACUCUCAAUUAACUGUUGCUAUGGCCAAAGAAGCUGUAAACUCUUCAUAUGAAUUAACCUUACAAGAAGGUAUUAGAUUUGAACGUAGACUUUUCCACUCUACUUUUGCUUCACAUGAUCAAAAAGAAGGUAUGAAUGCAUUUGUAGAAAAGAGAAACCCAACAUGGCACAAUAAAUAA
Molecule: messenger RNA, 858 nt
Organism: Dictyostelium purpureum
Lineage: Eukaryota; Evosea; Eumycetozoa; Dictyosteliales; Dictyosteliaceae
Product: enoyl-CoA hydratase
Exons: 4
Coding region: 7-858 (283 amino acids)
Biological process (GO): fatty acid beta-oxidation
Cellular component (GO): mitochondrion
Molecular function (GO): enoyl-CoA hydratase activity
Source: RefSeq, a predicted model, not a curated record